AUGGUAAACGUGCGUCAUACGCAGCUGAUUGUGAUCAACGAGCUGCUCACCGAGGCAGUUGUGGAAUUCCCAGUGUACCUGGAAUACAACGAGUUCAGAGUUGCUGUGUUGAGACGCCCGGAAGAACUUGAACUCAACACUGUUUUCAUUCGUUGGCUUAAGGACGGGAAGCAUCUAGGGGAGUCUGAUUGUGGUCUUAUUGAUGUCACUAUUCGCGCAGGCAUGGGGAGUUGA
Molecule: messenger RNA, 234 nt
Organism: Penicillium lagena
Lineage: Eukaryota; Fungi; Ascomycota; Eurotiomycetes; Eurotiales; Aspergillaceae
Exons: 1
Coding region: 1-234 (77 amino acids)
Source: RefSeq, a predicted model, not a curated record